AUGAUUUUCUUCCCCUUCUUCUUCGGUGUCGCUGGAAUCAUUGGUAUCACUGGCACUACUGGAUUCGCUGUCGCCGCUGGAGCUCUGCUUAUCGUAGCUGCCGAGAUCUUUGCCUUCCCUUUCCUCGGACCCGGCCGCUUCGGGCUGGGACAAAGUAACGGCUUCAAUUAUGGUGCAACUACGAACCGUAAAAUUGGCCUUGCUGCCUACCUCGCCAAGAUCAAUGUGAGGGAAUCCGACGAGUGUACGUGUGGCCCCGGUCGGGAGACGAUCGAGUAUGUUCUGAUAGAAUGUGAUCGGUGGGAGGACGAGCGGCAUGACCUGCGGUUCGAUCUCUUCGAAAAGGACAUGUCGAUGUCGCUUGGCUGCGAAGUGCUGCUGAGCCAGGAGCCUAGUUCAUGGUGCGAGCCGGCCUGCUGGGGCAGUUCCGCGGGGGUUGACGAUGCGGCAAUGGGGAUGGAAACCGGCGUUUCAGACGAUUCGGAGGGGGGGGGUGGAGCGCCUCUCCUGCUCACCAUACAUUUUGGCCAGUUCAAACCGUUCGUCGGGCUCGUUCAGAAUCAAGGGGUCACAUCGGACACAGUCCUCAUCAGCCUCGCUGGUUACUCCCUCAUCCAGACCCACUGUGGUCGUCAAUCCGGUCUCCAUUUCUUAAGUGACUUCAUGAUCAUGGGCGGGAUUGCGCAGUCGCAGGCCAUCUUUGGCCUCGGGAUGAAGCAUCAGCUGAUAACAGGCGAGACUGCGUUGUUUUUCGCCAUUGGCGGGUGUCAACCUGUGGUGGAUUCAAAAACACAUCUACAAAAGCUGGAGAGACCGACGAUGACGACAAUCGGGUGGUAA
Molecule: messenger RNA, 840 nt
Organism: Penicillium alfredii
Lineage: Eukaryota; Fungi; Ascomycota; Eurotiomycetes; Eurotiales; Aspergillaceae
Exons: 4
Coding region: 1-840 (279 amino acids)
Source: RefSeq, a predicted model, not a curated record